Messenger RNA from Kwoniella botswanensis, 498 nucleotides. RefSeq lists its product as uncharacterized. The transcript is spliced from 3 exons. NCBI's taxonomy places the organism in Eukaryota, Fungi, Basidiomycota, Tremellomycetes, Tremellales, Cryptococcaceae. The record is from RefSeq and is a predicted model, not a curated record. Bases 1 to 498 code for a protein of 165 amino acids.
AUGCGUAUGAACAAAUCAGAUAGGGUAAACCGCGAUUCAGUACUGGGUAUAAUCAAACAUAUUGUAUCGGGUUGGACCUAUGAUUCCUGGUGGUAUGAUUAUGGAAGUAAAAGCUCACCUUGGAUAUCAACUACGACGGAUUUUCGUUGGGCCAUAUGGGAGAUAGCCAGGAGAUUAACAAAGUUGAAUAGAGAUCAAGUUGAAUUAACGAGAACAAGUGAAGACUGCUAUGGAUUUUGCCAAAUCGGCUUCGGAGGCGUUGUACCAUGGAGAAUAUUUGAUAAGGAUGUAUUGGAAAGUACCACAUGGACUAGAUAUUCGACUCCAUUCGACUUGCCUGAGUAUUGUUACAUAGCCGAGAAAUACUGGACGAACGGUGAAUCAUGGUUGGAUCGUUUGGUUUGGAACCCUAGAUUAGCCUCGUUCUAUGAUGCGGAUGAGAUGAUGUCGAAGAGGGAUGAGCAGAUCUCAAGCUCUAGACAGCCUAGUAGGAGAUGA